This is a messenger RNA of Opisthorchis viverrini, 1230 nucleotides long. RefSeq lists its product as hypothetical. The transcript is spliced from 2 exons. Bases 1 to 1230 code for a protein of 409 amino acids. The record is from RefSeq and is a predicted model, not a curated record. Lineage: Eukaryota; Metazoa; Platyhelminthes; Trematoda; Opisthorchiida; Opisthorchiidae. Gene Ontology annotation, molecular function: GTP binding; GTPase activity.
AUGUUUUCUUUACUAAAGGCGUCUGUAGAUCUGUGUAUAUGUGUUCCAACAAUAUUGAGAAAAAUCUCAAACCCUCGGAAAGAAACUCGUGGAUACAAAACCAGAGCGGAAUAUUUAGAUCGUGAUCCCGCUGCCAGACUAGCCGGAUGGGAACAGGUCAGUACGCUGGAUGAUGAAGAAGUUUCACUAAGACGUGCUCAGUCAGUGUUUACGGGCGCUAAUGCAAGCAGCAAUACGACGCAAUCCCCACCCAAAUCAAUACCACAAGCAAUCUCAGUGGUACCCCCCACCCGACUACAGACAGCUAGAAAGUCCCCUCAUGAGGCGGAAAAACUCUCAUCAAACCAGAGUGCACGAAUUUGCUGCAGCGCGAAACGUGGCCCUGAAACACAUGAAUGGGUUCCCUUGAAAAAAAUUACAGAUGUUACAGCCCCAAUAUCCGCAAUUGCUCGCAUACCUAACGGAAGCAGCUACCUGCUGAAUGCAAUACCAGAAAAAGAUGAGUUUUCCGCCGUAGAAUGUGCAAGCGUUUUACGAAUUCCUAUUGUUGGGAGCAGACAUUCUGGGAAAACGUCACUUGUUCGGCAAUUUGUUCAUUGCGUUGACGUUGUCAAUCCAACCCCUACUUUAACCAGACCGGAAUAUUAUGAUCGGGUAAUCACAUUUAAUGACAGAUUAUUUAAUCUGAGGAUGAUCGACUGCCCCUCAAUUAUGGGUAGAUAUCCGACAACCUCAGCUGAGGAAUGGUCGCACUACCGGGGUUGGGGACUUCGAUCAGCCUCUGCAUUUGUGCUAGUCUUUGAUAUUACUUCAGACCAAUCUUUUCAAUACACACGACACCUACGUGAUCAGAUCGUAUCCGAACAUGCGGACAUUCCUGUGCUUCUGGUUGCUAACAAGAUUGAUAAGCUUCAUAUCACGGAACCGAACUCUUGUGCAACCCACUGUUCACCUCAAUCAACAGCACCCACAGCGUUGACGACUCUGGCAGGAACAGAUAGUCUGUCACGCCACACUAUUAGCAAUCUUCGUCGUGAAGUCGCGGCUCUGGUAAAGAAACAGUGGAAAGGUACGGUACUGGUGGAAUGCUCAGCCAGAUAUAACUGGCACGUUGUGACUGUGUUCAAGGAGUUGAUGAAAUUGCUGGAGACGAAAGAACAAUCGCACAAACCCACAGCAGCCAGAGCUGUUCAAAAUGUACUUCGGCGCAACCAGUGCUCAGUCAUGUGA